CAACCAAAAAAGAAAAGAAAAAAGGAACCACACUCACAGCGGCGACGCCGCGGUCAUUCUCCCCUAAAAUAAAAGCUCCAAUCUCCACGACUGGCGUAUCCAAUUGUCAAGUGACACGUGGCAGAUAUGCCGCCGGAAGAAAGUGUUUCGAAGUCGUCAUCGCCACUAGACAAACCGCUCCACCAACUUACCGAUGACGACAUUGCUCAGCUCACUCGUGAAGAUUGCCGCCGUUACCUUAAAGAUAAAGGAAUGAGAAGGCCGUCAUGGAAUAAAUCACAAGCGAUUCAACAAGUGAUUUCACUGAAGGCACUACUUGAAACGGCGCCCGAUUUCGAUACCGGAAAGCAAAAAAUACUUCACAUUCCUCGGCCUGACACUAAUCUACAUCGAGUACAGAAAGGAACAGAUAACGAUGCAGAAUUUUCUGAAGAAACGGUGCCGUAUGGAAGAAAGCAUGUGGAAAAACCUGAUCUUUCCGGUGAUAAAGCUGCCGGUUCUGUUAACUUAGCUCUGUCUAGAACCACAGAUUCGGGAAAUGCACCAGCAGGUCAAUUGACAAUCUUCUAUUGUGGCAAGGUGAAUGUGUACGAUGAUGUGCCUGCUGAGAAGGCACAAGCAAUCAUGCAUCUUGCUGCAAGCCCACUCUUUGUGCCUUCAGAAACUCCAUUGGAUGCUACCGGAGCAGCUCGACAUUCCGAAUGCCAUUUGCAAGCUGCAAAUGUUAAACUGGGUCCAGAUUCUGCUAUGGUGAUCAUGCCAACCAUGCAAACAGGGAAAAUGAGUGAAGUGACUCGCCUGCGUUUGGAGGAAAGCAACACCUUCCAUGAAGACAACUCUGAAGCAGUGGAAGGCCACGCAAGCAGGAAAGCAUCAGUACAAAGAUACCUUGAGAAGCGGAAAGACAGGUUCAAGAGCAAGAGAAAGAUAGGAAUGUCUUCACCUGCUAGCUUGGACAUCUAUUUGAACCAUCGAACCGGAAAUCACACCCCAAAUGAGCUCUCAAGUAGAAGCAACACUUGUUCCCCGCCCACAAUUAGAUUGUCUGCUGCACCUGCUCCAAGUGGUUCGAUGGAUAACACUCUCCAACUGAAUGCCAACACUUCUGCUUUUCUCAACGACAAAGAUGGUAAAGAGUGAAAACUGGAUGGCGGGGAACACUCUUGCUUUCUAAAUGCUUCAGAAAGUCUGGGAGGUAACAUCCUGUUCCAGCCUCUGCAUAGUUGAAUGACGAGGAAACCGGUAGGUUGUUCCUUGUGCAUCUGUGUCCAAAAGCACCUUGUAUUUAGGCUAUUGUCAUUCCUCAGGUAAAUGAAGAGAAAACUAGUCAGGAAUAGUCCUCUUGUCAUGCGAUGUUUCUUGCUUUCAGAAGCUUUUCGAAAGCCAGUCCUCAAGGGUCCCACUUUAGUGUAGAAUUUAGGUAGUUGUAUUUUUUCCUUUAGCUGGAACUGGUUCUCAAAGAGCUGACGUGGAACCCUGUUGUAAUUAGUCUCGGCACUUUCCACUAUAACAAGACAGAUGAUUGACUGAACAGUGAGUACUUGGCUUACCAAGGCAGCAAAUUCUCGUUUUA
Lycium ferocissimum is the source of this 1573-nucleotide messenger RNA. Its product is annotated as protein TIFY 4B-like. Gene Ontology annotation, cellular component: nucleus. The transcript has 9 exons. The coding region runs from base 127 to 1140 and encodes 337 amino acids. Lineage: Eukaryota; Viridiplantae; Streptophyta; Magnoliopsida; Solanales; Solanaceae. The record is from RefSeq and is a predicted model, not a curated record. Gene Ontology annotation, biological process: regulation of jasmonic acid mediated signaling pathway; regulation of defense response; response to wounding.